AUGCCGCGAUACCUCAAACCCAUCGCAUUGCUCCUAUUAGCAAUCACAACCAUCCUUCUCUACCAAGCCAUCAAGAAAUACAACCAACCCCCUCCCACUCUCUCCGAAAGCAUCAUCUCCUAUAUCCAGGCACAUCCAUUCAAAUCCGCAUUUCAAGCCCUUAAUAUAGUCACAUUCUUCACCCCCGCUGCAGCGGGUCGCUCAUUCCUCUAUCUAUUAGGAUUUGCUCGCCUGGGACCGAGAGCAGUAUCUAUAGCGUCAAUCUCUCAAAGUAUUUUCGGGAAUAUCGCUACCAGAAGUAUGUUUGCAUAUCUACAGAGUGCCGCAAUGAGUGGAUAUGGGCUUGGUGCUUUGAAUACGGUGGCAUUGGAAGCGUGGUUGGAUUUUUCUGGGAAAGGAAGUCCUCAGAUGAAUGAUACUUGGUCCUGUGUGCAAGAUUUUGUCGGGGAUUUCUUGUUCUGUAUGGGUUUGGGUUUAUUUCUCUGUAUUCUGGUCAAGAGUGGAAUUGUGGGCUACGAGUUACUUCGUGGUGAAAUACGUCAUGUUGAUAUUCAUGCUGAAUAG
Messenger RNA from Botrytis porri, 564 nucleotides. RefSeq lists its product as uncharacterized. The coding region runs from base 1 to 564 and encodes 187 amino acids. NCBI's taxonomy places the organism in Eukaryota, Fungi, Ascomycota, Leotiomycetes, Helotiales, Sclerotiniaceae. The record is from RefSeq and is a predicted model, not a curated record. The transcript is spliced from 3 exons.